Molecule: messenger RNA, 1363 nt
Organism: Triticum urartu
Lineage: Eukaryota; Viridiplantae; Streptophyta; Magnoliopsida; Poales; Poaceae
Product: ribonuclease H2 subunit B
Biological process (GO): RNA catabolic process
Cellular component (GO): ribonuclease H2 complex; nucleoplasm
Source: RefSeq, a predicted model, not a curated record
GGGCAACGCUGAAAAGUGUAGACGCGGGAGGCUAGGCCGGCGUGGCGCCAAAACUAACCCUACCGCCGUCCCCUUUCGUCUCUCCUGCCGGCGCGACGCAGGGGCGAAGAACUCGGAGUCGGAGAGGCAGUACCCCCGGCGACCUUCCUGGCCCUCCUCAGUAGAACCAGAACCCAAACCGUGCACCAGUAACAAAGCUGAAGGGGCCAACGACCACCACUGAUGGCGUUGUGGUGUGAGAACAUGGCGUUGCCGCCCCGUGUCCUUGUCGCUCCCCGCCCUUCUGGUGCCAAUGGUCAAGGGAAUAUUCUAUUACUUCGCCAUCCAAAACUAGAAGAAGAAACACAGUAUCUGUUCACUGACGGCCAACUUCAUGAAUUCAAUUGGUUUAAGGAGCGUUAUGGUUCUUGGUUCCUGGGAGAUUAUGUCUGUGAAGAUGGUAGCGUUUACUAUUGCACACUUGUUGACCCCAUCUUUGUUCUUCUACCACUUUUCGAAGCUGCACGUAUGUCGAACGGUAAGGAUCUGGGAAAAUUCAGACAGUUGGAUGAAAUUUUAUACAUCGAAGGUUAUCCUGGAUAUCAGCACCUCAUGAGUAUAGCAGGAAAGCAUAUGGAACUGGUUUGUGAAGUUAAAGAAGUUGCUAAUAUGAAGUUCUUCAGGCUAGAUGAUUCCAAGGUCUUAACUUGGAUGUGCUGUAAGGUACACAGUAUAAAAGAGGCUAUCUCCAAAUUAGGUAAAAAUUAUGCUGCUCAAGGAGAAAGAGAACUGUUAAAGGAGGCUGUCCAAAUAAUUCGUGAAAACCUGAAGGAUGAACCGUGGCUAAUGGUACUCUGCAAGAAAUUGCAGUUAGACAUCAGUGAGAUAAAUGAUAUGGCCAAAACCAAUGACACGUCAUUUUGUGCUGAUAGUUCUCCGGUACCUGCUCCAGCUCGUCCCUCAGAGGGGGGUGUAGGAAAUAGCAGUGCCAAGUCAAGCAAAGGGAGGCCUGCGAAGAAACUGAAGCCUGAGGUAGGAUCAAAGAACAUAAAAGACAUGUUCCGAAGGGUGACAAGGAGUGGGACAUAAUCCCGAAAGGCUUGAUUGAUAUUCUUGGAGUUGCGGGGUUAUCUCGAAUUUGGAUGUGCUGAGAUGCCAUCGACCAUUGUUGGUUCUUGACCCCGAAACCCAUUAUAUGUAAGCUGCAUUAGUUCCUUUUUGACGAACCCUGUUGAGCUGCACUAACUUUAGCCUUAGUAAAUCAGGUAUGUAGGGCGUUGAUUCAAUUGUAUGGACUGUGAACCUUGGAAUUUAUUUGUACCCAAAUUAUUAAUCUCAUUGAGCUGCCUGCUGAGGCUGUAACUGAACAUAUGCAGUUGCUUCA